Molecule: messenger RNA, 2301 nt
Organism: Lingula anatina
Lineage: Eukaryota; Metazoa; Brachiopoda; Lingulata; Lingulida; Lingulidae
Product: polypeptide N-acetylgalactosaminyltransferase 16-like
Biological process (GO): protein O-linked glycosylation
Cellular component (GO): Golgi apparatus
Molecular function (GO): polypeptide N-acetylgalactosaminyltransferase activity
Source: RefSeq, a predicted model, not a curated record
AUGUUUAAAAAAAGACAUUUCAAUGAAUUUCAAGAUGGACAAGAGCUUUUAAAGAUUCCAAAGGUUGUGGUAUUACGGAACACAGAAAGAGAAGGUCUUAUUCGCUCUCGCAAUAAAGGUGCUGCCAAUGCUACUGCUGAAGUUCUGGUUUUCUUGGACAGUCACUGUGAGGUCAAUGAUCAGUGGCUGGAGCCAUUGCUAACCAGGAUAAAACAGAGUCCCUAUAGUGUUGUGAGUCCAGUGAUUGAUGUGAUCAGUUUUCAGACAUUUGAGUACCAAGCAUCAUCAGAUGAAGUGAGGGGAGGCUUUGAUUGGAGUCUGAACUUCAAGUGGGAAAACUUGUCAAGCAAAGAGAAACAAUCCAGAAAAGAUACUACACAGCACAUCAAAUCCCCUGUUGUUGCUGGGGGAAUAUUUGCCAUUAGAAGAGACUGGUUCAACAAGAUAGGGCAAUAUGACCCAGAUCUUGAAGUGUGGGGAGGAGAGAAUUUUGAAACCAGGAUUUCCAUGUUUCACAUAUUUGUUCCAGAACUGUCAUUCAAAGCCUGGUUGUGUGGAGGUCAGACAGAGAUAUUACCUUGCAGCAGAGUGGGGCAUAUCUUUAGAAAGGAACAUCCUUUCAGUUUCCCUCAGAGUAGUGAUGCUACAUACUUGAGGAAUACUCGUAGAGUGGCAGAAGUUUGGUUAGAUGAAUACAAAAGGUUUUUCUAUGAAGCUAGGCCAGAGGCCAAAAACAUUGAUAUUGGAGAUAUCUCAAGAAGAAUAGAGUUGAGGAAAAGCCUUGGAUGUCGGUCUUUCAAGUGGUUUAUGGAAAAAGUGUAUCCAGAAUUAGAAAUUCCAGCUCAUGAUGGUGUAGCCUAUGGUCAGAUAUUACAGGGUGACAUGUGCAUAGACUACUUGGACAAACAAGUUGUAUUUAAACCUUGUAAAGAAAAUGAACCAUCUCAGGAGUGGACCAUGAAAGAGAAAGGUGUAAUUCGUAACAAAGAGAACCUGUGCCUAAUGGCAGACAUUGAGGACACAAAUUCCUAUGUGCUGUUAGCAUAUUGCAAGGAUGACAUAAACUUGGUGUGGGAACGUCAGGACACUCAGCUGGUUCAUCAGAAAAGUGGACUUUGCCUGGACAGCCACAAACCAGAGAAAGGACUGGUAAUAGGGGAGUGUGAGCUUUCUGACACACAGAGUUGGACUUUCUCUUUUGAAAAUAGAUAAUACAUAUUGAAAAUCUUUAAUGGGAGGAUGAAGUCUUAACACAGAGACAACAAUGCAAUAUUGUGGAUUUUUUGAUAGAGGAAGAGCUUCAGAAUCUGUUGCAUAUUACUUUUUACAAUCACAAUAUACUCAGAUUGAUAUGUUUUACAUAUAUUUAUACUAAUAUUCUUUUCAUAGGUAAUUUGGACAUUGUGAAGUGUUUAAAACUAUUCUAUAAUUUUUAAUGUUUUUAUCCUGUAUGGCUUCUAAUUGAGAAUUUCAGACACUAUUUAUACAGAAGUUGCUGAAAGUGACAUAAGACUUGUAUCAUUUUUCUUCAAUUUCUUUGAUAUAAAGUUUACUCUUUUUGGUGCUUGCUUACAUUACAGGACGGCUUCAGUAAAUUAGAAUUUUUUUUUUUCACAUUUGGAGCCCCCCCCCCCUCCACACACCCAAAAGUUUAACAUUGUUCAGUUAUAUUGGUUCAGUAUAAAUGUUUUUGUGGUGAUUUUUACCAAUGGGAACAAGUAUUUUCAAUUGUUUGUCAUCGCUGUAAUCUUCAUUUUUAUGUAAAAAUGUUAUCAUAUUGAUGGGACCCCUAUAGGAUUUUUCAGUAGCAUAUCUUGUAUAUGGGUUAAAAUGUUAAUUUUUAAUGUGAGGAAACCAUAUAUUUUGAUAUUAGGAGUAUUUUGGAUAUUUACUAAAGGUAGAGUAUUGCAAUUUCAUGACAGGAAGUAUUACAAACAGAUAUUUACAUGAAAGCAAACACUUAUGAAAGAAUAUAAUUUUUCAUUUCAAAGCAGUUUCCGUCUGCAUGUAUAAACUUUGAUACAUGCAUGUUUUUAGUCUUUUUUUCAGACAGAAUAGAUAUAUAACUCGGUAUUGUUAUGAAUUUUGGGAAACAAUGUACAUCAUAUACAUCUUACAUAAAUUUGUUUUUGUUUAAAUAUACCAUGUUUUGUGGUCCAAACAAUAAGAUGAUAAUUACAACCAAACAUAUACUAAUCUUUUAUAAUUAUCUAGUCAGUUUGAAGGGAUCAUUUCAAACAACUGUGUGAAAUCUUGUUCUACUUAUACCAUUUCAAUAAAUGAAAAAAGAGACAAUUGUGU